Molecule: messenger RNA, 383 nt
Organism: Drosophila albomicans
Lineage: Eukaryota; Metazoa; Arthropoda; Insecta; Diptera; Drosophilidae
Product: chymotrypsin inhibitor SCI-II
Exons: 2
Coding region: 69-308 (79 amino acids)
Molecular function (GO): serine-type endopeptidase inhibitor activity
Source: RefSeq, a predicted model, not a curated record
GGCGACCAACUCAGUUGCAAUAUUCGUAGUGUUCGCACAACAGAUUUAAACCUUUUUUCUCAAUCAAAAUGAAAUACUUGGCCGUUAUGCUGUUGCUCUGCACUUUGAUGGGCGCCGCUCUCGCUGGCCUCAGAAAUCCUGUGUGUGGUGAGGAGUUUGGCAAAAUUGGAACUUGCCGCGCUCUGCAAAACAAGUUUACCUAUCGCCGGGACACCAACGAGUGCAUUAGCUUCAACUACAGUGGCUGCCAUGGCAAUAACAAUCUCUUCGACACGAAGAGCAUCUGCGAGAAGACUUGCAAGAUCUAAACUCUAGAGAAAGAAAACGUUGUUGUUUGAUAAUAUAUUUUGAUAGUUCAAUAAAUUGAGUGCUUGUUUUUAUUA